This is a messenger RNA of Amyelois transitella, 591 nucleotides long. It is a transcript of the gene ATPsynCF6, whose product is annotated as ATP synthase-coupling factor 6, mitochondrial. The coding region runs from base 151 to 486 and encodes 111 amino acids. Gene Ontology annotation, molecular function: proton transmembrane transporter activity. NCBI's taxonomy places the organism in Eukaryota, Metazoa, Arthropoda, Insecta, Lepidoptera, Pyralidae. The transcript is spliced from 3 exons. The record is from RefSeq and is a predicted model, not a curated record. Gene Ontology annotation, biological process: proton motive force-driven ATP synthesis.
CCAAAAGUGUUCGUGUGUUUUGUGGCAAUGGGCAAUACUGACAAAAAUCCAGGAAAAAAAUAGUUAUUACAUGACUGCUUCAACUGCUUGCAACAUUGCCUGAAUUGUCAAAAUUUGACUUUUGAAGAGAGAUUUUCAAAAGGCAAAAAGAUGCUCACUUCUUCAUUAUUAGCUGGUUUGAGGACCGCCCGUAUCACGGUGGUAUGCACACGAAACUUAGCAGCAGCUCAGAGUGCUAACGACCCAAUUCAACAGCUCUUUUUGGAUAAAAUCAGGGAAUACAAACAGAAGAGCGCUGGAGGCAAACUUGUGGACCCCAGUCCCUCAAUCGAAAAAGAACUGAAGACUGAGCUGGAGAAACUGGAGAGGCAGUAUGGUGGCGGCUCCGGAGUAGACAUGACCGCAUUCCCUAGCUUCAAGUUUGACGAGCCCAAACUUGACCCCAUUGAUGAGCAGGCCGCCUCCAAGGACGCCAAGAAGAAGUGAACAACUUAGUUAUAACCAUAGUUAAUUUAUAAAGAUAUUGUCUAAUGCGGUAAUUGUCAAAUAUCAGGUCUUGUGUUGAGCGCAUGAAUAAAUUGUUGUAUUAGA